This is a messenger RNA of Nanorana parkeri, 1613 nucleotides long. RefSeq names its product transmembrane protein 184A (gene TMEM184A). Gene Ontology annotation, biological process: transport. The transcript has 9 exons. Gene Ontology annotation, molecular function: transporter activity. The coding region runs from base 93 to 1388 and encodes 431 amino acids. The record is from RefSeq and is a predicted model, not a curated record. Lineage: Eukaryota; Metazoa; Chordata; Amphibia; Anura; Dicroglossidae. Gene Ontology annotation, cellular component: early endosome membrane.
CAGAUAAUCUGUAGGAAGGUGUGUGCCAAUGUAGGUGAUCGCUGUGCCAGUCUAGUCCCUGGAUCUGUCAGACUACAGCAGGCUCUGCACAGAUGAAUAACACUACGGCUGAACAGUUCUCCACCAUGGAGCCUAAUGAGUCCAUUUUUACCCUGGAUCCCACGACAGGUCAAACUACGUCUGGCAGAGUGGUGGAUAUAUUUAGUAUGGACAGCGAGACUGGUGCUCAGCUUCGGACAGCUGCCAAUAACACUAUCGAUGGAGAUCAGUUAUUCCUAACGACAGCGGCCGCACAGGGCAUCUCCGGGCUGUUUGUGUGGACGGCUCUGCUGCUGACCUGCCACCAGAUCUACAUUCACCUCAGAAAUUACACUAUCCCAAAUGAGCAACGCUACAUCAUUCGGAUCUUGUUCAUUGUGCCCAUCUACUCCUUUGACUCCUGGCUGAGCCUCUUACUCAUCGGCAAUGACCAGUACUAUGUGUACUUUGACUCAGUGAGGGAUUGCUAUGAAGCAUUUGUCAUAUACAGCUUCCUCAGCCUUUGCUUUGAGUACCUGGGCGGGGAGAGUUCGAUUAUGGCGGAGAUUCGUGGGAAGCCAGUCAAAUCCAGCUGUUUCUAUGGAACGUGCUGUCUGCAGGGGAUGUCAUAUUCCAUUGGUUUCCUCCGGUUCUGUAAGCAGGCAACCCUUCAAUUCUGCAUAGUGAAACCCAUCAUGGGUGUCAUGACGAUAAUUCUGCAGGCGUUUGGGAAAUACCAUGAUGGGGAUUUCAACGUUCAGAGUGGCUACCUAUACGUCGCAAUCAUCUACAACAUAUCUGUCAGUCUUGCUCUCUACGCCUUGUUCCUCUUCUAUUUUGCAACCAAGGAGUUACUUCACCCCUUUGAACCUGUGUUGAAGUUUCUUACCAUAAAAGCAGUCGUCUUUUUAUCAUUCUGGCAAGGAAUGCUCCUGGCCAUACUGGAGAGAGGAGGGGCCAUUCCAGAAGUUCAAAUUAUUAAGGGCAACACGGUCGGGGCAGGCACAGUGGCUGCUGGGUACCAGAACUUCAUCAUUUGUAUUGAGAUGCUGUUUGCAGCCAUUGCCUUGCGUUAUGCCUUCACCUGCCAGGUCUACAGAGAGAAGAAGGAAAGCGCAACAGCAAACGUGGCACCUAUGCAGAGCAUCUCAAGCGGUUUGAAGGAGACGAUGAGCCCAAAUGACAUUGUACAAGAUGCCAUCCACAACUUCUCCCCCACGUACCAGCAGUACACCCAGCAAUCAAUGCAGGACUCUGAGCACAAAUCACAGGGACAGAACGGGAACACGCCGGCGACCAAUGGACACUCGAGCAAGAAAAAGAAGCAAAAUGAGAAAAUGAUGCUCAUCAUUUCAGACGAUGAGCUCUAAGACUGGAAACUGUUAGAUGUGAUCGCUAGGCGGAACUAUCUUUGGCCAGUUACUGCAACUGGUAUGGUUUACUGACAUUUCAGGCAAAAGGAUUUUGUAAAUGACCCAUUGACAUUUCCAAUAACGGACCAUGCAAGAAUUGCUGUACACUGUUCAGCAUUCAACAGGCCGUUGGAAUUCUACCUGGACCAAUGCAACUUUCUUACAUGGCCACACCAGUCAAAA